ACCAUUGGCCCUUCGUUGUCCAUCUGAGCCUGUACAGAUUGUGGACGUUGGAGAAAGUGGUCCAAUUUGAUGCUCUCGUUGCAAGGGCUACAUAAAUCCUUUCAUGAAGUUCACCGACUUCAUCUGUAACUUAUGUGGAACUAUGUGGCUAAGGACAUAAAUUUUGGAGUUGGAGUUCGGGCCGCAAUGUUGCAAGGUGUAUCCGAGGUUGCAGAAGCUGUGAAAGUUACGAUGGGACCUAAGAGUCAUAAUGUGAUUAUUGAGAAAAGGAGAGGGGAUCCGAAGGUCACAAAGGAUGGUGUCACUAUGGCAAAAAGCAUUAAAUUCAAAGACAAGGCCAAGAAUGUUGGUACAGAUCUUGUAAAGCAGGUCGCGAGUGCAACUAAAACAGCUGCUGGAGAUGCUACAACUUGUGCAACUGUCCUGACUCAGGCAAUACUAACAGAAGGCUGCAAAUCUGUAGCUGCUGGUGUAAAUGUGAUGGAUUUAUGCAGUGGUAUUAACAUGGCAGUUGAUGUAGUCAUAUCUGACUUAAAAGGCAAAGCGCAAAUGAUUAGUACCCUAGAAGAGAUUACACAGAAAUUGGAUGAGGCUGCUGUGCAGAAGAUGACAAGGGAAAUGGAUGAAAUUUAUGGUAGCCAGAUUGGAUAACCAGCUUGUAGUUGCAGUUCCGAGGAAGGUGUUGAAUUAUCAUCGUUAUAACCCUAGGAUUGAUAUGAGUGCUGGGAUGAUUGAAGAACAGUAGUCUAGAAAAUAUGGGAGGACACACGUACGAGAACAUAUGAAAUAGGAUGCUUCAAGUUGGUUGACAGAAAGUUUUCAAUUUAAAUUAACCAUUGAAAUGAUUCGUCUCCCCUUUUCUUGCUUUUAAUUAUUUGGUAGUCUACUCUUUUUUGGUUAUAUUGGUUGAAAUUUAUAAAUUGAUACUUGUUUCAUUUCCAACAAUUUCUUUCAUCCUUAUAGAAAGGUUAAUGUUGAUUUCUUCAUAAAAAGUGGAGAUUCUUAUUCAUUUAAAAUUUACUUAACUUUGCUAGUCGGACUUCUCUUCCCUUGGUGAUGAUGUGGAUUGUGGAGCAAAGAGGUCUAUUUGGCUGUUGCAUUAAGGGUUAUCCUAGAAAACUACCUUGGUAGGGAUGUAAGAUGAAUUCUGUUGUUGGCUUCCUGUGAGUGGAACUCAUACAGUGCAGGAAUCACGCACAAGAUUUUAUUGUGCUAGAUAUGUGUGUUUGCUUUUGGACUGGAAUUAAAGAUAAUGAGUGAUUUUUCAAUAUUUAGUUAAAGUAAGGUAUGCGGAUUAUAUUUUGUGUUCUGCAUAAUUAGUUUUUUCAUUCUGUCAUAUUUUAUGCCAGAUGAUCUUGUUAAAUUUCUUCUCUUCUUUUGCCUUGAAUUUGUUAUUUUGAAAUGCUUCACCAAAUAUACUAUCUCAUGCAAGAAUUAUAUGGACGGAUGUGUUGCUGAUGGAUGAAGCGUUACCUAAAGAUGUUCUCUUUUAGUUUUCACUGCAGUUUAUAUAAGAUAACCUUCAAAGAGGCAGCCAUUUACUAUUAGGAGGUCAAGGCUUCACAUACUGGUCAGCCCUUAAGGAUAUCAAGCAUUAUAACUUGGUUCAGAUGUUAAGCCACUUAUGUAGGUUGCAAUAUAUACAUGUGAAGAUUUUGGUUUUGAAAUCUACCAGGUAUGAACUCAGAGGAGAUGAAGAAGAAUACAUAGCUUGUUUAAUAAGCAGAGGAGGGUGAUAUCUACAAGAAUUUGGCAGUCAUUGGCUUUCUUCACUCACUCCCAUUAUGUAUGAUUUGAAUUUCUUUAUUCUUAUUUAAUGAAAAAAUAUAUGGUGUUGCACUAAUAAUUUUCGGUGUACAAGAAUUUUUCUGCAAUCCAAGUAAUGAAACUUUUCUACAACAAUCGCAAUUUUCGUUAAAUGAUACCAUCAGCUUCAGCUAUUGCAUCGUUCUAGCGUUCUCAACUUUACCAGGUUGUAUAUAAAGUCCUCAGAGAGUGAUUUGUCAUGCCCAGAAGAUUGUUAAUGAAUGGCACACCUAUCCAAAAUAAUCUUUAUGAAACUUGGGCUUUGAUGCGGUUUUGUAUGCCUUCAGCAUUUGGGACACUGGAAGAGUUCAUUUCUUCUUAUUUAAUGAAAAAAUAUAUGAUGUUACACUAAUAAUUUUUGUUGUACAAGGAUUUUUCUACAAUCCAAAUAAUGGAACUUUUCUACCGCAACCGCAAGGUUCGUUGAAGAAUACCAUAAGCUUUAGCUGCUGCAUCGCUUUAGCAUUCCAGGAUUGUUGUUGUAUGUUGAGUAUAACUUGAUAUACCAAUGUAGUGGGGAUGGAUAGCCAUUAAUAAAUGGUUGUGUUUGGGAUUA
Messenger RNA from Pistacia vera, 2362 nucleotides. RefSeq names its product chaperonin CPN60-like 2, mitochondrial. The coding region runs from base 133 to 651 and encodes 172 amino acids. The record is from RefSeq and is a predicted model, not a curated record. Gene Ontology annotation, cellular component: mitochondrion; COPII vesicle coat; cytosol. Gene Ontology annotation, biological process: COPII-coated vesicle cargo loading; protein refolding. NCBI's taxonomy places the organism in Eukaryota, Viridiplantae, Streptophyta, Magnoliopsida, Sapindales, Anacardiaceae. Gene Ontology annotation, molecular function: ATP-dependent protein folding chaperone; ATP binding; zinc ion binding. The transcript is spliced from 11 exons.